GCCCACUAAGCAAUUUGUAGAAAGCCCAUGUUUUCUGAAGCUCAAUAUUCUCGUUUUUCUGCCCAAAAGUUUUUCGCAACGAGCGCCGACAUUUUGCUUUGGCGCCGGCGACGCCAACUACAUCCCUGUUAAUUCAACGGUCAAUGGACGUGGGACACUGCUACUUAGAUGGAAACGCCGACGUCGUUGAGUUUUGCCCCCACGAUUCGUUCCACCAUGUCCUAGCUGCUUCAACAUACACAUUACAAGAAGGUGAUCAUCCAACUAGAUCAGGAAGCAUUUCCCUUUUCAAUGUCGAUUUGGGAAAAGUCGAUUUGCUUUACAGAUUGAAGACAGCUGGUAUCUUUGAUAUGAAAUGGAACCCAGUGAACACAACAACAACAACAGCAACACGUCCAUUGCUUGCUCAAGCCGAUGCUGAUGGUUUCCUGAAGAUUCAUCACUUACAAAGCUCCAUUAAUGGGAAUGAUUUGAAAGAGGUAAGUAGCGAAAAACUUAGCUCCUGUAUGUGUCUAUGCUUGGAUUGGAACCCUUCAGCCACAUCGAUCUCAGUAGGCCAUUCAGAUGGAUCGAUCUCACUAACUGCAUUUCAAGAAACCAAAACAAUCACAUUACAACAAUGGAAAGCACAUGAUUAUGAAGUCUGGGCUACAACUUUCGAUCCAGACCAACCAAAUUUGGUCUAUACCGGUUCAGACGAUUGCAAAUUCAAGGGCUGGGAUUUACGAAACAGUCCUUCCUCCACAACAUUUCAAAAUUCAAAAUCCCAUCAAAUGGGUGUUUGUUGUAUUUCAAAAUCCCCCCAUAACCCCUACACUCUAUUCACUGGAAGCUAUGAUGAACAAUUAAGAAUAUGGGAUGUGAGGUCACUUACAAGGCCUGUGAUUGAGGCAUCGAUUGGUUUAGGAGGUGGAGUUUGGAGAAUUAAGAAUCAUUCUGUUGUUCCUGGAUUAAUCCUUGCAGCUUGUAUGCACAAUGGGUUUGCUAUUGUUAAAGUCAACGGGAGUCAAGAAGUCAAAGUAGUUGAAACGUAUAAUAAGCAUGAAUCACUUGCUUAUGGAGCAGAUUGGUAUAGAGGGAGUAUAGACAAAAAGGGUAAAACCGUCAUUGCCACCUGUUCCUUUUAUGACAAGCUCCUUCGCGUUUGGGUGCCAGAAACUGAUAUAUAAUUUAAUACGUUUACGUAAUGUGUUGUUUGUAUUUUAUUUUUGAAUGAUUUAAGCAUACAUUUGUUUAAUAGUUAUGCAAGAUUUUUGUAUUCCUGUUGAAAUGAUUAAAUUGAAAAGGAGAGAUAGGGUGGAGAAA
Molecule: messenger RNA, 1305 nt
Organism: Lactuca sativa (garden lettuce)
Lineage: Eukaryota; Viridiplantae; Streptophyta; Magnoliopsida; Asterales; Asteraceae
Product: Transducin/WD40 repeat-like superfamily protein
Biological process (GO): protein histidyl modification to diphthamide
Cellular component (GO): cytoplasm
Molecular function (GO): protein binding; diphthine methylesterase activity
Source: RefSeq, a predicted model, not a curated record